AUGCCUGGUAGGCCAGCUACUAAGAGGAAGAAAUCCACUACAGAGAAUACAGGAACACACAGGGUUUCUAAGGCUGGGAAGAAAGUCGGAUGUAGUAUUUUCAAGGAGAUAGGUCAUAACAAGGCCACUUGUCCACAGAGAACGCCCCAAAAGUUAAAUGUGAAGAAACAGAAGAAACAAAAAGUUUGUGUGAACCAAAAUGCAGGACAGGGUAGUACAAGAGAACCACAACAACAUGAAGAGGUUGAAAUGACUCCAGUUGAGAUGGAUACAACUCAAAAUGAUAUGCAAGUUACUCCUACUGAUGUUGAAUCCAGUAGUGCAUGGGAUUUUAGUCAUUCUAUGUAA
Molecule: messenger RNA, 348 nt
Organism: Lactuca virosa
Lineage: Eukaryota; Viridiplantae; Streptophyta; Magnoliopsida; Asterales; Asteraceae
Source: the annotation of a GenBank genome assembly